This is a messenger RNA of Mya arenaria, 1443 nucleotides long. RefSeq lists its product as uncharacterized. The coding region runs from base 512 to 883 and encodes 123 amino acids. The transcript is spliced from 5 exons. Lineage: Eukaryota; Metazoa; Mollusca; Bivalvia; Myida; Myidae. The record is from RefSeq and is a predicted model, not a curated record.
CGUUAACGCAACGUCUAUUUUGUACGCUUAUGUAUUUCUUAUGUAUUAUGAAUGUUCGAGAAACAUCAGUCAAAUUAUAUUCAGUGAAUACACAUUCGUUUCGUUUUCGUUAAAAGGAGGGAUACUUCUUUUACAAAAGAUAAGCUUUUCACUGAACCAAGUGAACCAUUGUUAAUACCUUUGUCAUACUCUGGGACUAACGGAACACAGCUUGCAAACAACAACCAAAUCUAGGUGCGGUAUAAUACGAAGCACUCUUGUGACACCGCCUGAGAUAAAAGUUUCACGAGGACAGACGCAUUCGAAACCUUGAUUCGACUAUUUAAACAGCAGCCGAAAGUGGAAGUUGCAUAGUUAUAAUUAAUAAAUUGCAAUACACAUUCAGCCCGGAACAUAUCUAAAACACAAAGGAGUUGACCGAUAUAAAGCACUCCCAUUGAACGUUAAAGAAAGGAUUGUUAAAGAAAAAUCAAGAGCAGAUCAAUCUGAUACCAACUCAUUAAGAACGGCUAUGGAAUUACAUUUAAUGUUCGUUUUAACGAUCUGUUUCAUCAAUGUACUCUACGCGGCAUCACUGCCAGGGGUUGAUGUUUAUUUACAGACAGAUCUACACAAUGAUAGACGUCAUCACAGUAAUAAAAAAUCUUUAAAACACUUCUCCGAGCACAGUUUAUGCAAUGAUACUCGGGGAAUAAUAAAGUUUCUUACGGCACUUGAUGAUCAUUUUCAGAAUAUAUCAGAAACUAUGCGGGUGAAUUUUAUCCUUGAUCUGUGUUCAAGACGGGAUAAUAUGCUGAUUGACUGGGUGAAGGAAAUAUUCGAUAAAGACGGUGACGGUUACAUAUCUCAUUUCGAACGCGUAUACUACGACAGAAGAAAGUGAUAUGGAGACAGUAUUGCAUUACUGGCUUUGUGGACAAGAUACAAAAGUGUGGAAUAGAGUGAUCAUUACUGCCAUGGAUUCCACAUUAGUGUAGAAUGCCAUGUUUAUAACUAGCCUUGAUUCCACAAAAGCGAAAUUGACAUGAGUCCGCAAUAGUGUGGCAUGGCAUGGUCAUUACGGGGGGCCUGGAUUGCCCAAAAUUAACACUAGGGUCGUGUAUAAUCAGGUGUGCGAAAAUAGUUGACAAAAUUGUCAAGAGAAAUGUCCUUUAACAAUGCUUUGGCAAACAAAUUGUUUUCCCAUUAUACUUUCUCUUAUAUUACUGUGACAUUUUUCUCUCUUUAUGAAAUAAGCCCAAAGUGCAUUUUUCUUCAAUAAAACUUCUGAGGUUUAGUCUUGAGUGUGCUUAAUUCUUCCUAUGGUUGUUUGGUGUAGGCUUGAAUGAACAUAUUCGUUAUCAGGAAAAAGGAAAUUAAGGAAAAUAAAUAAAAGGAAGAACAUUUUCAUCGCUUUUUCCAAAAAACGUUUUCGUUCAAUGUGGCCAUAAAACGCCAUCCCAU